Messenger RNA from Laccaria bicolor S238N-H82, 981 nucleotides. RefSeq lists its product as uncharacterized. The transcript has 10 exons. The coding region runs from base 1 to 981 and encodes 326 amino acids. NCBI's taxonomy places the organism in Eukaryota, Fungi, Basidiomycota, Agaricomycetes, Agaricales, Hydnangiaceae. The record is from RefSeq and is a predicted model, not a curated record.
AUGUCUGCGGCCGCUCAACUGCCCAGCGUGCACCGUGUUUCUCUGCACAGCACAUCUGGGGCGCUUCAAAUCGGGAUUUCGCUUUCUCUUUUCCUAUUUGGCAUCAUUAGCGUCCAAACCUAUCAUUACUAUCAAAACUUCCCAGACGACCGACGUUUAUUUCGAUACUUGGUGGCUACCAUGUGGUUUCUAGAACUUGCCCAUACAACGGCGAUUUCAUACGAGUUGUACCAGCUAACAGUCAGCACCCCCCGUGGUGGAGUGCUCACCUUUCCAGGUCUAGGAUCGGCGCUUAUUGUCGGGGGAGUCAUCACAACUCUCGUUCAGUGCUUCUUCUCACUUCGAUUAUGGAGACUCUUUCCCCAACCAUUCAACUAUGUUGGCCUCACCUGUGCGGUCAUCUCAGUCUUUCGAUGCAUCGGCAGCGCUUUCCUAGGAACCCAGGCAGUCAACACGUCUGUGGAAGCAUUUAGAGCGAAUUGGACGUGGUUAAUUACCCUGCUUUUGUCCGCCGGAGCAGCAUUGGACGUAGCAAUAGCAUUGGCCAUGCUUUAUUUCUUGCUGUACCGGCGACAGGACGCUUUGACAAAAAUGUCCAAUCCAAGGGUAUCUCGGGUAAUCGACCGCCUCGUAGCCUUCACAAUUACUGACGGUGCUGCGUAUCAGGGUCUGGUCUGUUCACUAGUUAUAUGGAUGGCCAUUUACACGUUCCUUGCGAAGCUUUACUCCAAUUCCCUUCUUUCAGCAUUAAAUGAACGUCGAGAACUUCGAAACGCAGUCGUCAAUUACUCCUCGCGAGAGAUUCCGUCAAAAUCAGUGACCCAUAGCCUGCAACGAAACCAUGUUAGCCCAACGUUUGCCAGCCAGGUGAUCUCCGUUGAGAUGACAUCCGUCAUUGAGACGCAUCGUGACACGGACGACACCGGCGUUUGUUGGGUCAGUCUACUCUGGUGGCCUCCUACCCGCUUCGUAUCGUGCUGA